Molecule: messenger RNA, 3411 nt
Organism: Uranotaenia lowii
Lineage: Eukaryota; Metazoa; Arthropoda; Insecta; Diptera; Culicidae
Exons: 2
Coding region: 1-3411 (1136 amino acids)
Biological process (GO): proteolysis
Molecular function (GO): aspartic-type endopeptidase activity
Source: RefSeq, a predicted model, not a curated record
AUGUCCCUUAUUCAUUGGAAAACUGAUUUACCGGAAGUGGAAAAGUUCCACUAUCUUAAGGGUUGUCUACAGGGUGAACCCAAGGCUCUGAUUGAUCCUAUCAAGAUUACCAAGACCAAUUACCAAAUCGCCUGGGAUUUGUUACUGAAAAGAUAUAAUAAUAGCAAGCUCUUACGGAAAAGACAAGUCCAAGGUCUGUUUCAGCUGCCUUCUUUGCCAAAGGAAUCCGUCAGUGAUCUGCAAGUUCUCUUAGAAGGAUUUGAGAGAAUUGUGCAGACUUUAGAUCAAAUCAUUCAGCCUGAAGAUUACAAGGAUCUUCUUCUGGUCCAUCUUCUCUCCUCGCGUCUCGAUCCUGCGACACGCAGAGGAUGGGAAGAAAGCUCCGCAGCUAAGGACCAAGAUGUUGUUCAAGAUUUGACGGAAUUCCUUCGCAGGCGAGUGCGUGUAUUGGAAUCUUUGCCAGCUAAGAUAGUGGAACCCAAGGCAGUUCAACCACAAUCAGUUUCAAGGUUUAGACAAUUUACUAAGGGUAGCUUCAGUUCGAUUCAAUCGUCUGGUAAAGCGUGUGUUGCUUGUCAGGAGGAUCAUCCGUUAUUUCGAUGCCAGGCUUUUCAGCGCAUGAAGAUUGAGGAUAGAGAAGGGUUGCUGCGAAGUCAUUCACUUUGCCGAAACUGCUUUAGCAAGAGCCAUAGGGCUAAAGAUUGCAAAUCAAGGUAUUCUUGUCGCCAUUGUAAGGGUCGCCAUCACAGUUUGGUUUGUUUUAACAUGGGUAAAGGAGAAUCCAGAAGUUCUAGAUAUCGGAAGGACAAUGCAGAAUCAAGGCCUCAUGAAUCGAUGGUUGUAUCAGAUCCGCAAGUGACAAACCUGGCAGCAACAGAUAUCCAGUCCUCCAACGCUGCCUCCCAACGCUCGUCGCAGGUUCUCUUGGCCACGGCUGUAGUCAUUUUGGAAGACGAUUAUGGUAAUCAAUACCCAGUAAGAGCUCUUCUAGAUUCUGGCUCGGAGAGCAAUCUUCUUACGGAGCGAAUGAGCCAACGAUUGAAAGCCACCAGAGAAAGGGUCGAAAUUUGCGUUAUUGGAAUAGGGCAGGCAGCAACCAAGGUCAAACAGAGGAUUCAUGCCACGGUUCGAUCACGAGUUUCACAGUUUUCACGAGUGAUGAGUUUUCUUGUUCUACCUAAUGUGACGGUUAACUUACCCACAACCACGAUUCGGACAUCAAGCUGGAGAUUUCCAGAUGGUAUCGAGCUGGCAGAUCCUUCGUUCUCCAUUUCUAGCGAGGUAGACAUCGUUCUAGGAAUUGAAGCGUUUUUCGAUUUCUUCCAUACUGGAGAAAGAAUUGAUUUGGGUGAUCAACUUCCUUCUCUGAACCAUUCGGUCUUUGGUUGGGUAGUCUGUGGAGGUUUACAAACUCCAAGGCAAGCCAUAGAAGUAAUCUCUAACACUUCUAUCACGGAAGAUUCUUUGGAAACUAUGAUGGCUCGAUUUUGGUCCUGUGAGGAGGUCGAUUCAGACAGUAUUCUUUCACCAGAGGAAGCUAAAUGCGAACAUUUAUUCUCCAAAACUGUAAAACGCGAGUCGGACGGAAGAUACACGGUUUCUCUGCCACGUAAUGAAAGUAUUAUUGACCAAUUAGGUGAGUCACAAGAGAUCGCUAGGCGACGGUUUCUGUCAACGGAGCGGAGACUUUCAAGGGACGAAAACCUUAGGAAGCAAUACCAAGAAUUCAUGGAAGAAUAUGUUCGUUUGGGCCAUAUGGAAAAGAUAGUUGAGUUGGAGAAUGAGUCAUGUCAGCAAUCAGUUAAACAGUCAGUUAAGCGUUGUUUUUUGCCACACCACCCAGUUGUUAAAGAGGCCAGUACCACAACCAAGGUCAGGGUCGUUUUUGACGCCUCUUGUAAAACUUCAACUGGAAUAUCGUUGAACGAUGGAUUAUUGAAUGGUCCUGUUAUUCAGGAUGACUUACGCUCGAUUAUUCUCCGCUGUCGAACCAAACAGGUCAUGGUUGUUGCUGACAUUGAAAAAAUGUUCAGGCAAAUCAGAAUUUCCGAAGCUGAUCGUCCUCUUCAAUCCAUUUUGUGGCGAUCAUCUCCCGAGGAGAAUAUAUCGAUCUUUGAACUGCGCACAGUCACCUACGGCACCAAACCUGCACCAUUUUUAGCCACUAGAACGCUGCAACAGUUAGCCACGGAUGGUAAAGGGGAUUUUCCUCUCGCAGCAAGGGCUGUUUUGUAUGACACGUAUAUGGAUGAUGUCAUCACUGGAUCGGAUACCGUAGAGGAAGCUAGUGAGCUGCAAGUUCAACUAGAUGCGUUGAUGAGUUCUGGUGGGUUUCGUUUGAGAAAAUACGCCUCAAACAGCCUUGAAGUAUUGAAGAACGUUACUGAAGAUAAUUUGGCAAUUAAAUGUUCGGAGGGUAUAAAUCUGGAUCCUGAUCCAUCGGUCAAGACAUUAGGUUUGACAUGGAUGCCCACGUCAGAUGUUUUCAGUUUUCAAUUCAGUAUUCCGGCCGUAGAAUCUAUUGAACCAUUAACAAAAAGGCGAAUACUGUCCGUUAUUGCCAUGCUUUUCGAUCCCCUGGGGCUUAUUGGAGCCGUUAUUGUGACUGCUAAGAUUUUCAUGCAGAAAAUUUGGAUGCUUAGAAACGAGAAGGAUCAACGACUGGAUUGGGAUGAUCCAGUUCCGUUGAGUUUUGAUGAAGCUUGGAGGAAAUUUCACCAGCAACUCGGUUUGCUAAAUGAGAUCCGAAUCAAUCGAUGCGUCGUUAUUUUCGACUCUGUUCUGCUUGAGAUCCACUGUUUUUCUGAUGCUUCAGAAAGGGCGUUCGGGGCUUGUGUAUACAUUCGUAGCCAAAAUUCUCAAGGCCAAUUGAAAACAACCCUACUAACCUCGAAGUCACGCGUAGCACCACUAAAAUCGCAAAGCAUUCCAAGAUUAGAGCUGUGUGGAGCUUUACUUGGGGCUCAGCUGGUAGCCAAUGUGAAAAAAUCACUCAAAAGCGAAGCCUCGACUUUCUUUUGGACCGAUUCUACAUGCGUUUUGCGUUGGCUCGCCUCGACGCCUUCAACCUGGACUACUUUUGUGGCCAAUAGAGUGAGCAAAAUUCAAUCAUUAACCGAAGGAUGUCAAUGGAACCAUGUUGCAGGAAAGCAGAACCCUGCGGACUUAAUCUCUCGUGGUAUUCUCCCCGAGGAGAUUCUUGGAAACGAGUUUUGGUGGAAUGGUCCAUGUUGGUUAUCGGAACGCAUGGAGAACUGGCCUAUGGCAUCGGUCAGCACGUUGGAAGAAGGAGGCGAAGAAGAAAGGAGGCACAAGAAUGUGAUACUUUUUCAACCGGACCGGACCGUAACCGGACAACGCAAGAAUCAGUCACAGCAAGCGACGAAAAAAAACACCCACGCAAUUCCCUGA